Messenger RNA from Choloepus didactylus (southern two-toed sloth), 942 nucleotides. RefSeq names its product olfactory receptor 5D18-like. Gene Ontology annotation, biological process: sensory perception of smell; G protein-coupled receptor signaling pathway. The record is from RefSeq and is a predicted model, not a curated record. Gene Ontology annotation, molecular function: odorant binding; G protein-coupled receptor activity; olfactory receptor activity. The transcript has a single exon. NCBI's taxonomy places the organism in Eukaryota, Metazoa, Chordata, Mammalia, Pilosa, Megalonychidae. Gene Ontology annotation, cellular component: membrane. The coding region runs from base 1 to 942 and encodes 313 amino acids.
AUGGUAUUGUCAGAGGGAAAUAAAAGUGGGGCCACGUUCACCCUCUUGGGCUUCUCAGAUUACCCAGAGCUGCAGGUUCCUCUCUUCUUGGUAUUUCUGGCUAUCUACAGCAUUACUGUUGUAGGAAAUCUUGGAAUGAUUGUGAUCAUCAGAAUUAACCCCAAACUUCACACUCCCAUGUACUUUUUCCUCAGCCAUCUCUCCUUUGUGGAUUUCUGCUCUUCCUCCAUCACUGCUCCCAAGAUGCUGGUGAACCUAGUUGUAGAAGACAGAUCCAUUUCGUUUUUAGGAUGUGUACUACAAUUCUUUUUCUUUUGUACCUUUGUGGUGACUGAAUCCUUUUUAUUAUCCAUGAUGGCCUAUGAUCGCUUUGUGGCUAUUUGCAACCCUCUGCUCUACACAGUUGCCAUGUCCCAGAAAUUCUGUGCCAUGCAGGUGGUUGGAUCAUAUGCAUGGGGAUUAGCAUGUUCCUCGAUACUCACAUGCUCUGCUUUCAACUUACAUUUUCAUGGUUUCAACACAAUCAAUCACUUCUUCUGUGAGUUCUCCUCACUACUCUCUCUCUCCUGUUCUGAUACUUAUCUCAACAAGUUGCUACUGUUCAUCUUUUCCACCUUUAAUGUGGUGAGCACACUGCUCAUUAUUCUCACCUCUUACGUGUUCAUCAUUGUCACCAUCCUGAAGAUGCACUCAGUCAGCGGGGGUCGCAAAGCCUUCUCCACCUGUGCCUCACACUUAACUGCCAUCACCACCUUCCAUGGCACCAUCCUCUUCCUCUACUGUGUUCCCAACUCCAAAAACUCCAGGCACAUGGUCAAAGUGGCUUCUGUGUUUUACACACUAGUGAUCCCCAUGUUGAAUCCCCUGAUCUAUAGUUUCAGGAAUAAGGAUGUCAAGGACACUGUCACUAUGAUAAUAGGCACUAAAGUCUUUUCUCACUAA